Messenger RNA from Hyaena hyaena (striped hyena), 1191 nucleotides. RefSeq names its product chromosome unknown C5orf51 homolog (gene RIMOC1). Gene Ontology annotation, biological process: mitophagy. The transcript is spliced from 7 exons. The record is from RefSeq and is a predicted model, not a curated record. Bases 182 to 1099 code for a protein of 305 amino acids. NCBI's taxonomy places the organism in Eukaryota, Metazoa, Chordata, Mammalia, Carnivora, Hyaenidae.
ACCGGAGAGAAAAAAAGUAAACCGCAGCAACCUUUAUGCGCCUGGGCCGGCCCCCUUCCAGAGUUGGGGUUCCCUCCCACCAACCCGGUGAGCUCCGCCCUCACGCCCCGCCCACGCGGGGAAUCAGGUGACCUCGGGCCUGCGAAGUCACGUGGCUGGGGCGCGCCCGCCCGUUGUGGCCAUGGCGGCCGCAGGUUCCAGUGUGGUGAGGCGAGUGGAAGAGCUCGGAGACGCGGCUCAGGCUCACAUACAGCAGCUUAGCGAGGCCGCCGGCGAAGACGAUCACUUUUUAAUUCGGGCCUCUGCAGCUCUAGAAAAAUUGAAACUUCUGUGUGGAGAAGACAAAGAAUGUUCAAAUCCAUCAAAUCUUCUAGAACUUUACACACAGGCCAUUUUGGACAUGACGUAUUUUGAGGAGAACAAACUAGUAGAUGAAGAUUUUCCUGAGGACUCUUCACAGAAAGUAAAAGAGCUGAUCAGUUUUCUUUCAGAACCAGAAAUUUUAAUUAAAGAAAAUAAUAUGCAUCCAAAACCCUCCGAUUUGCUUGGGGACGAACUCCUGGAAUGUCUCUCUUGGAGAAGAGGCGCUCUACUCUAUAUGUACUGUCAUUCUCUGACCAAAAGGAGAGAGUGGCUCACGAGAAAAUCCAGUUUGCUUAAAAAGUACCUUAUUGAUGGAAUCAGUUACUUGCUACAGAUGCUAAAUUACCGGUGUCCUAUCCAGUUAAACGAAGGAGUUUCUUUCCAAGACUUAGACACAGCUCAAUUAUUGAGUGAAGGAAUAUUUAGUGACAUUCAUUUGCUGGCUAUGAUGUACAGCGGAGAAAUGUGUUACUGGGGAUUGAAGCAUUGUGCAGAUCAACAGCCAGAAAAUCAUGAAGUGGAUACCGGUGUUUCCGGAGCAAGCUGCAUGACACAGAAAGAACCUUUGGAUUUCCGAGAAGUAGGAGAAAAAAUUUUGAAAAAGUAUGUAUCUGUGUGUGAAGGACCCCUUAAAGAACAAGAAUGGAAUACAGCAAAUGCAAAACAAAUUUUAAACUUCUUUCAGCAUCAUACUAACCAGGUUCCUGGCUACUAUGAAUUGUUUGAUGCUGAUUAAGUUUCAUGACAAGAUUUUCCCUCAUUCCUUUGCAUAGAGUGAGGUAAGGGUUAUGGCUGAAAUCCCACAAUAAAAUUACAUUCCUACCUUUA